AGUUGAUGGCUGCCAGUGCCAGCAACGCAAUUCAUCGUCAGCUCACUCGUUCUGAGCGCCGUGCUCUUUUCCAUAUUUCACUUGGGUGCGAAUCUGCGAGGAUAAUUUACAGGGGGUUCUGUGCAAAAUACCAAAAAUACAACCCCUUUUUUCGUUGCACAGAAACUGGAGUCGCGGGGACAACCCAGAAGGAAGCGGACGAGGAGAUGGCGGGCGUCGGGAUGGCGAUCGCGAGGAGCGGCAUCCGAUGCCUUCGUCUAGACUUCGUCCGCCUCCUCUUCCUCCUCCUCCUAGUGUUCCUCUCCUUCGAUCGCUCCUUCUCCUCCUCCGAACCCGAUAUGGGAUCCGCUCGCGUCGUCUUCCAGACAUCCUAUGGUGAUAUUGAGUUCGGGUUCUUUCCUCAUGUGGCCCCAAAAACUGUUGAGCAUAUCUUUAAACUUGUGAGGCUUGGGUGCUACAAUACGAACCAUUUCUUCCGGGUUGAUAAGGGUUUCGUUGCACAAGUGGCUGAUGUUGUUGGUGGCAGAACAGCUUCAAUGAAUGAAGAGCAGAGGUUGGAAGCUGAGAAAACUAUCGUUGGUGAAUUUAGUAGUGUCAAACAUGUAAGAGGCAUUCUUUCCAUGGGGAGGUACUCUGAUCCAGACAGUGCCUCAUCUUCUUUUUCGAUCCUUCUAGGUGACGCUCCUCACCUUGAUGGCGAGUACGCCAUUUUCGGAAGGGUUACAAAGGGUGAUGAUACAUUAAAAAAACUGGAGGAGCUUCCUACCCGUCGUGAAGGGAUUUUUGUGAUGAAAAUUGAAUCUCUUCUCUUGUCCCCCUUUUUCAGCCAACUGAGCGAAUCACCAUACUGUCAACAUACUACUAUGAUACCAGAGUUGAGCACUGUGAAAGAGAAAAGUCUAUUCUGAAGAGAAGGCUUUCUGAAGCUGCAAUUGAAAUUGAAAGACAGAGGAUGAAAUGCCUCCCGUAAUUCCUCUGAGGUGAUAUUUGUAGAGAAAUUUGAUAUGCCCAACCUAGCAGAAGUCCAGAGAUUCUCUAAACAGGUAGCGAAUUGUAAAAUUAUGCCACAACUGUACCUUUUUUUUGUACACAAUUGUCGCAUUCCAAGAAAUUUAUAUUUGCAGCAUUAACCUAAAAAAAAAAAAAA
Elaeis guineensis (African oil palm) is the source of this 1147-nucleotide messenger RNA. Its product is annotated as peptidyl-prolyl cis-trans isomerase CYP23. Gene Ontology annotation, molecular function: peptidyl-prolyl cis-trans isomerase activity. The record is from RefSeq and is a predicted model, not a curated record. Gene Ontology annotation, biological process: protein peptidyl-prolyl isomerization. Lineage: Eukaryota; Viridiplantae; Streptophyta; Magnoliopsida; Arecales; Arecaceae.